This is a messenger RNA of Trichechus manatus latirostris (Florida manatee), 2809 nucleotides long. RefSeq names its product sterol O-acyltransferase 1 (gene SOAT1). Gene Ontology annotation, molecular function: cholesterol O-acyltransferase activity; fatty-acyl-CoA binding; cholesterol binding. The transcript is spliced from 17 exons. Gene Ontology annotation, cellular component: endoplasmic reticulum membrane. NCBI's taxonomy places the organism in Eukaryota, Metazoa, Chordata, Mammalia, Sirenia, Trichechidae. Gene Ontology annotation, biological process: cholesterol homeostasis; cholesterol metabolic process; cholesterol efflux. The record is from RefSeq and is a predicted model, not a curated record. Bases 193 to 1845 code for a protein of 550 amino acids.
UUGGCUGGGCUGGCGGUGUGGCUGGCCUUGGGCACCCGGAGAGCUGUCCGGAGCUACCUCCCGCCGUCCGCGCAGUGACGACUUCCCGGCUCGGCCUUCUUCGCCGAGGUCCACGCAGCCGGGCUCCGGCCCCAGGGCAAGUUAGAUAUCAUCACACUGAAUGUUACAAAGCUGCAGUGCACAGAUAACACAAUGGUGGGUGAAGAGAAGACUUUUCUAAGAAACCGGCUAUACAAGCCCAGUGAAAACCCUGAGGAAGAUGAAGUCGAGAGAAAGCCUAAAAAGGAGUCUCUAGAGAUACCUAAUAAUGGUCAGCUUGAUAUAAAACAGUUAAUAUCAAAGAAGAUACGAUUGACAGUAGAGGCAGAGCAGUUGAAGCCAUUUUUUAUGAAGGAAGUUGGCAGUCACUUUGAUGAUUUUGUGACCAAUCUUAUUGAAAGAUCAACGUCAUUAGACAGUGGUGGGUGUGCUCUCACAUCUUUUUCUGUUCUUGAAGGAGAGAAAAACAACCAUAGAGCUAAAGAUCUGAGGGCACCACCAGAAAAAGGAAAGCUUUUUAUUAUGAGGCGAUCUCUCUUAGAUGAGCUGUUUGAGGUGGACCACAUCAGAACAAUAUAUCACAUGUUUAUUGCCCUACUUAUUAUCUUUAUCCUCAGCACGCUGGUAGUAGAUUACAUUGAUGAAGGGAGGCUGGUGCUUGAGUUCAGUCUCCUGUCUUAUGCUUUUGGCAAAUUUUCUGUUGUUAUUUGGACCUGGUCAACCAUGUUCCUGUCUACACUUUUAAUUCCCUAUUUCCUCUUUCAACAUUGGGCCAGUGGAUACAGAAAGAGUUCCCACCCAGUGCUCCGUUCUCUCGUCUGUGGCUCACUUUUCAUGUUCUUCCAGAUUGGAGGUUUAGGUUUUGGACCAACGUAUGUUGUAUUAGCAUAUACACUGCCACCAGCUUCUCGGUUCAUUGUUAUACUUGAACAGAUUCGUUUUGUUAUGAAGGCUCAUUCAUUUAUCAGAGAGAAUGUACCUCGGGUGCUAGACUCAGCUAAGGAGAAAUCAAGCACUGUACCAAUACCCAGAGUCAGCCAGUACUUGUACUUCUUGUUUGCUCCUACCCUGAUCUACCGUGACAGCUAUCCCAGGACUCCUACUAUAAGAUGGGGUUAUGUUGCUACACAGUUUGCACAGAUUUUUGGUUGCCUUUUUUAUGUAUACUACAUCUUUGAAAGGCUCUGUGCCCCCUUGUUUCGGAACAUCAGACAGGAGCCCUUCAGCGCUCGUGUCCUGGUCCUGUGUGUGUUUAACUCCAUCUUGCCAGGUGUGCUGAUUCUGCUCCUUACUUUUUUUGCUGUUUUGCAUUGCUGGCUCAAUGCCUUUGCUGAGAUGUUACGCUUUGGUGACAGGAUGUUUUAUAAGGAUUGGUGGAACUCCACAUCAUACUCCAACUAUUACAGGACUUGGAAUGUGGUGGUCCAUGACUGGCUGUAUUACUAUGCUUACAACGACUUUCUCUGGUUUUUCACUAAGAGGUUCAAAUCUGCUGCCAUGUUAGCUGUUUUUGCUGUGUCUGCCAUAGUGCACGAGUAUGCCUUGGCUCUUUGUUUGAGCUUUUUCUAUCCAGUGCUCUUCGUGCUCUUCAUGUUCUUUGGAAUGGCUUUCAACUUCAUUGUCAAUGAUAGUCGGAAAAGGCCAAUUUGGAAUGUUAUGAUGUGGACUUCCCUUUUCUUGGGUCAAGGAAUUUUGUUAUGCUUUUAUUCUCAAGAGUGGUAUGCACGUCAGCAUUGUCCUCUGAAAAAUCCCACAUUCCUGGAUUAUGUCCGACCACGUUCCUGGACUUGCCAUUAUGUGUUUUAGAAGCUUGGACUUUGUUUCCUUUCUUGUCAUUGAAGAUUGGGUAUUCUGCCUGAUUGGGGACCAGCAGCUGUUUCCAGCAGUUACUGAAGUUAUCUGUUAUUUGGACCACUCCAGGCUUUACCGAUAGCUCACUCCAUUCCUAGGUCACAUGAAGCUGAGCUUUUGGAAUAUUGUUCACUUAAGCAAGACUUUUUUUUUUCCUUUUGGGAUAAGGGAAACUAAUAGCAGAGGUAAUGACAGAUUUUGCUGGGUCAUAUCUGCUCGAGCCUUGGUAAUUAUAUCUGUGUGUCUUUUGUUUCUUGACUCAUAUUUUCUUGGCCACUGAAUUAACCAAAACACUUAAUGAAGAAAUCGUUUAAGUACCUCUGAGCUUAGAAUUUUUUUCAUGCACACAGUUGGAAUGUGUGUUUAUUAAAAAUGCAAUUGGGGAAGAAAAAAUAAUGUGGAAUUAUUGUUGCUAUUCUACUAGAAAGAGAAAAUGCCAUCUGUUUUCCAAAGAUAAUCUUGUUAUAUACCCUGGUUUUUUUUUGGGGGGGAAAGAAAAAGUUCAAUCCUACUCAACUUUUACCAUUUUUUCCUCUAUACAAUAUAGGUCAUGAUUUUUUGGAGCAAAAAUACUUCUUUCUCUUUGAAUUCCUGAGUUUGCAUACUUAAUAUUAUUUACUGAGGGAGCCAGAAGGGGAAAGGGAAAAAGAAGCAGCACAAGAGAAAGAAAAACAUUUCCUUUUAUAACUUCCAAAGUAAUUUGUUUAAAGGUGUUCAGAGCCAGUCAUGUCUUUAAAUUAUUUUAUUGUGGAACUUUUGUGGAAAGUAGCUGUUGAAACAAAUGUUACAACUUCUUUGAAGUUGUUUAGAAACAUCCUUUGGUACAAUAAUAUUAUUGUCUAAUAAAUAUUGACCUAUCUUGAAUUAUUUUGCAGACUAGUUAGUCUGAAAUGUAAGUAUUAAUCACCUCCAUUAAUAU